This is a messenger RNA of Parnassius mnemosyne (clouded apollo), 1706 nucleotides long. The record is from the annotation of a GenBank genome assembly. NCBI's taxonomy places the organism in Eukaryota, Metazoa, Arthropoda, Insecta, Lepidoptera, Papilionidae.
GUGAUAAUCACAAACUAGUAAGAAGUGCUAGCGCAUUUAUAAUUAAUAUACUAUUAUUAUUUUUAGAAAACUGUAUCUCUGUUAAGCACAUAAAAAAAUCUCUUUUACCAAUGUACUUAUAAAUGUUAAAAAUGAAACUAGUCCCAAGAAUCCCUAGCAUAGUGAAUGUUCUACAGACAAGAUGUGCAAUCAAUGUCAAAAAAUGUUUAAUGCAUGGAUCACCCAGCUGUGCUCAACAGAACCAAAAGAAAACAAACACAACUAUUGAUCCCGAAGAUGUGUAUAGACAUGGACAGCUUACGAAAGACUGGUGGGAUGAACAAGGAGUACUAAAAGGUCUUCACAGUUUGAACUUGAUACGUAUACCCUUUGUAAGAGAUGGUCUGGUGCAGUGUUCUCCAGAUGAAAGAGAUCCUACUCCAUUAAAAGAUAAAAAAAUAUUGGAUGUUGGUUGUGGAGGGGGCAUUUUAUCUGAGGGUUUGGCGAAAUUAGGAGCAAGUGUUACUGGUAUUGAUGCAGGGAAAGAUCUUAUAGAAUUGGCAACGGAACAUAGUAAAAAUAAUCCGAAAUUAGCAAAUAAUCUGCCUUCAUAUUUCUGCACUACUGUUGAGGAGCACUCUCAAGAACGUAAAGAUUAUUAUGAUGCAGUUGUUGCCUCUGAAGUAAUAGAACAUGUCUACAAUAAAGAAAUAUUUGUAAAGGCAUGUGUUGAAACACUUAAGCCUGGUGGAAAAAUAUUUGUUACUACGCCAAACAGGUCAAGAAUCACCCAAAUAUUAGGAAUAUAUGUUGCAGAAUAUGUUUUAAAUAUAAUACCUCGAGGCACUCAUCAGUAUGAUAAAUUUAUGACAUCGCCGGAGCUCACUUUUUUGUUGGAAAGAAAUAAUUGCCACGUUGAGUUGACUUAUGGAAUGAUAUAUUAUCCAUUUUCUAAUAGAUGGGAACUAUCGAAGUCGCAACUUCUAGCUUUCGCCAUACAAGCAGAGAAAUUGAAAUGAUUACUAUAUGUUACGAUGUAUUAUAUAAAUAAGACAUUUUGUGAUAAUUCUGUGUACAACUGUGAAUAAAACCCAUGUAAUUUAAUAUUGCCAGCCUUGCGGCUACGUAAUUUUUGCUUUAAUAUUUACACAAAAAAGAAUAAAAAUCAAUUUUUAUUAUCUUAACUUGAAUAUAUAUGAAUAUAAUUAGAAACGCUGAUUUCGAACAUACCUCCCUAUAAGGUAUAUAAUAGGAAAAUGUUAAUAAUUAUUAUGAACUAAUGAUCCGCCCGGCUUCGCAAGGGUGAUUUCUGGAUUUCGACUACAGCGCCACCUACCGGGUCCAACUGAAAUUCAUAACAAUCCAGGAACCCAAUCAAACGCAUACAAAAAAUUUCAUCAAAAUCGUUCCAGCCGUUUUCUGGUUUUAGGGAGACCAACGUACAGCAAUUGAUUUUUAUACAUAGAGAUAAAAAUAUUUUGUGAUAUAUUUUCUUUGUAUCGGCUUUUUGUUACUUUCUUAAUUAUAACUAGUGCUUAAAAUAAUUAUAUUACCGUAAACUAGAUGAAUAAAUAUGUUGGUGAAACAGUGUUGGUGCUUACAGUGUUUAGGAAUAGUUAAGUAAAAUUAUUUUUAUAGCACUCAUGUUUGUUUGCAAAUAAGUAAAAACACCUAUAAGUACUGUUCGUGUUGUGAGUGUAUGAUAUUUUCACAGUAAAAAGUUUUGC